Molecule: messenger RNA, 1474 nt
Organism: Dryobates pubescens (Downy woodpecker)
Lineage: Eukaryota; Metazoa; Chordata; Aves; Piciformes; Picidae
Gene: NIPA1
Product: NIPA magnesium transporter 1
Exons: 5
Coding region: 95-1066 (323 amino acids)
Biological process (GO): magnesium ion transport
Cellular component (GO): membrane
Molecular function (GO): magnesium ion transmembrane transporter activity
Source: RefSeq, a predicted model, not a curated record
GCGCGGCGCAGCGCAGGGCGGGUCCCGGCGCAGAGCUGCUGCCGGGUGCGCUGGGCCCGGGGCAGCCGCCGUGCCAGCAGCUUUCGGCGGUGCGAUGCGGAUGGCGGUCGGUGCGGCAGCGGGCGAGGGGGCAGCACAGAGCCCCGGCCCCGCCGCCGUGUCGCUGGGCUUGAGCGUGGCCGUGGUCUCCAGCCUGGUGAACGGCUCCACCUUCGUCCUGCAGAAGAAGGGGAUCGUGCGGGCCCGCGGGCGAGGUACUUCAUACUUAACAGAUAUAGUAUGGUGGUCUGGCACUAUUGCAAUGGCUUUGGGUCAAAUAGGGAAUUUCUUGGCCUACACUGCAGUUCCAACUGUGCUAGUGACACCUUUGGGAGCUCUUGGCGUUCCAUUUGGGUCCAUUUUAGCUUCUUACUUACUGAAGGAAAAACUGAACAUUCUUGGCAAGCUGGGAUGUUUGCUGAGCUGCGCUGGGUCUGUUGUUCUCAUUAUCCAUUCCCCAAAGUCCGAGAGUGUAACGACUCAGGCUGAGCUUGAAGAGAAGCUUACAAAUCCAGUUUUCGUGGGUUAUCUCUGCAUAGUGCUGCUAAUGCUUCUCCUGCUUAUCUUCUGGAUAGCUCCAGCUCAUGGACCUACUAACAUCAUGGUUUACAUCAGUAUUUGCUCUCUGUUGGGCAGUUUCACUGUUCCCAGCACAAAAGGCAUUGGGUUGGCUGCUCAGGAUAUCUUUCACAAUAACCCAUCGAGUCAAAGGGCUCUGUACCUCUGUCUAGUACUUCUGGCAGUAUUAGGAUGUAGCAUUAUAAUUCAGUUCAGAUACAUCAAUAAGGCACUGGAAUGUUUCGACUCCUCUGUGUUUGGUGCCAUCUACUAUGUUGUGUUUACCACCCUAGUCCUGCUGGCUUCAGCCAUCCUUUUCAGGGAAUGGAGUAAUGUAGGAGUGGUAGAUUUCUUGGGAAUGGCUUGUGGAUUCACCACAGUAUCUAUUGGAAUUGUUCUUAUACAAGUCUUCAAGGAAUUCAACUUCAAUAUUGGGGACUUAAAUAAACCUAACAUGAAGACAGAUUAAAAUAUUUUUUGAGGGGAAACUGGAUGGCUCAGGGAAGGAUGCAGAGCCUUUCAUUUUUAGGUCACUGACUCAAUUAUGAUUCAGGUUGGUUGUUACUCUCUGACUAUUUGGUGGCCUAUGUGAAAUGCAUUGGAGGCCUCCAUCCAGUUUCAAAGGAGCAGUUGUCCGUGUACCCCAGUCAACACAAUAAUUGACCUUAAUUGGAACCACUGAUUGAGUUAGCAUAGCCACUGAUGUGUUUCCUUACUUUAAUAGGUAAUCUGUCAGAAAAGAUAUGAGGAUAUUCUGAUAGACCUGUGUGAAAGCUUGUAUUGUGGCUUCUGAGGUACUGUUUUUAUUGGCAGAGAACAUCAGUUUCUAGUGCACUCAAUCUGACACCUUUUAUGAGUGAUGUAUACCUUAAAAUAU